CAGGUGUGGAUGGGGGUUCAGUUCAAUAUUUCUCAAUCACGACAAUACCUGGCGUUUACAUAGGAGAAUGUUCCAAUAGGCACUUCGAGCGGAUGCAGCUAUGACAUAUCGAUUUGUCCAGAUACGCAAAGUAUAUCAGCUACUGGUCAAUUUUCUUGAAACACCCGAAGAAUAUUCUGAACAUUUACAAACACUGGCUGCGUCUGCCGUCAUGGAAGUGACAUAUGGUUAUGACUCGGCGCCCCGCCAUGACGCUUUGGUUGAGGCCGUGGAACGCUCAACGAAUAUACUUGCCAAGGCACUAAAUCCCGAGGGAGCAGCAAUCCUCGGCGCAUUACCGUUUUUGCGACACAUCCCUGCCUGGUUUCCUGGAGCAAGCUUCAAGCGUAAGACGCUUGAGUGUCAACAGCUGACUGUAGGGGUGGUCAAAAAUCCCUUCCAAUACACAAAGCAGAGUAUAGCUGCAAGCACAGCAAAGCUAUCGAUGGUAUCCGACUUACUGAGUCGAACGGAGCAAGGGGACUACCAUCAAGAACUUGCAAUCAAACAUGCUUCUGCCAGCGCGUUCGCUGAAACUUCCUCUUCGACACUCAACGUUCUCAUGCUUGCGAUGUUCCUUCACCCUGAUGUACAACGCAAGGCACAACUAGAGAUCGACUCCAUAAUUGGUCGAGACAGGCUUCCAGACUUCAGUGAUAGGCCAUCAUUGCCUUACGUUGAAGCAGUUUUUCGUGAGACGCUCAGGUGGCGCCCUGUAGCCCCCCCCUUGGGAUAUUUUAUACCCAAAGGAGCAGUUGUGAUACCAAAUAUAUGGGCGAUGACACACAAUGAAGACAAGUAUCCAGACUCCAUCAAUUUCAAGCUCGAACGUUUCUCCCCUGAUGGAAAGUUGAGUCACGACAACGUUGGCUUUAUCUUUGGAUUUGGAAGGCGAGUUUGCGUAGGCCCUCACAUCGCUGAUGCAUCGUUGUGGGCCAGUUUUGUAUCUAUAUUAGUCACGUUCAGCAAAGAUAAACAAAGCAAUGAAAUCGAAGUGACGCCGAAAUGGACAGUUGGAAUAACUACCUCCCGUAUCUGUGUCGCAUUGACAUUCGGUCAGGGACGAGCCCCAAGAAGCUGUUGCAAAUGAUUGAUUCCCAUACGUGACAUAGCAGCCACAAUACGAAAAUAAAACGUUUCACAAUCAUAUCCAUUUUU
Molecule: messenger RNA, 1197 nt
Organism: Serpula lacrymans var. lacrymans S7.9
Lineage: Eukaryota; Fungi; Basidiomycota; Agaricomycetes; Boletales; Serpulaceae
Exons: 10
Coding region: 101-1129 (342 amino acids)
Molecular function (GO): oxidoreductase activity, acting on paired donors, with incorporation or reduction of molecular oxygen; monooxygenase activity; heme binding
Source: RefSeq, a predicted model, not a curated record